Molecule: messenger RNA, 2079 nt
Organism: Westerdykella ornata
Lineage: Eukaryota; Fungi; Ascomycota; Dothideomycetes; Pleosporales; Sporormiaceae
Exons: 2
Coding region: 1-1596 (531 amino acids)
Source: RefSeq, a predicted model, not a curated record
AUGUUCCAUAAUAAUAAUUCGCAAGCUUCGGUCCCUCUGCCAGGAAGACCAACCUCGGAUGACGAUGCUCCCCUACCUCGAGGAGAAUGCACCUUUCUCGUGAACGAGUCUGAUUCCCCAAAGGGCUCUCGCCAGCGAUGCUCAUGUCGGAGUUUCUAUCCCGCCGACCCCGUAGUCCGCUCCACAUGCGGGUGCGGUCAUCAAGCAUGGAAUCACGAGGCCCAACCCUUGUCGACCGUGACCAUGGAGGAGUACCUCUCCGUGAUCGAGGAGAUGAAGCGCCUGAAGCACGAGCUCAAGCGCUUCGAGCGCCUGGAGCAAGAGUUCUACAAGGAAAAAAUGCUGAGGGAAGAGCAUCUCCGGACCCAGCAGGCUGUUGAGCAGAGGAUGUAUGAGAACAUGCGAUUACUCAAAGUGACAAUGGACGACAAGGUGGAGGCUGUGGUCGACAAGACGCAGGAGUUCAACGACCACAUCAAGGCGGUGCAAGAGAGGUUGACCAUGGUGGAUGAAGUGACGAUGGAUCUCGAGAAUCGGCUGGACCGUUUGGAGCACCACGAAUCGUCCUCGUCGAGAGAGGGCACGCCUGGAGUGGCCACUCCCAAAGCUGCCCCAAAGGCUGUGCUGCAGACACCUGCCGUCCCUCCACUGCCUUCUCUUCCUCUGGUUCAGCAUUCUCUAGGUCAACUUCCCAUUCGUACAGACAAGAAGUAUCCCUCAUCGUGGAGUGUGCGGGUGAUCUUCGUCCCUCGCAAAUCACUCAAGUUCGCUUAUGAUCCCGACAGCAAUGGCUACCGUCGCUGCGCCUCGCGAAAGCUCCACCAAAACCUGGAAUUCCCCAGCCAAGACAGCUCAUGCUUUGCGAAUCGGAUUGAAAACGCCUUCAAGGGCGUGCUGCGCGGUCGGCCUUGGAUGCCAAUGAUUGGCCACCGUCCGGCUGACGAACCGUUCGGCCGGAUGGCUCUACAGCUGCUUCCAAAGGAGCUUACUCUCAGGACGGUGUGGGACUACCCAUUCUUGGAGGAUCACUGUAUCGCACAUGACAAGAUGCAAGGCGACGUGCUCUAUGUCACCCUGCAAUAUGAAGACAUCACGUGGAACGAGAUCCGGCUUUUACCUCCCGUGGUGGGCGCCGACGAAUCGUGUUGGAGUCACGAUGAAGAGUUGGAUGGCGCCUCCAAGUACAAGAGCCUGGACUCUGAGAUCAUAGCGCCGUCCAAGCUGGAAGUGCUCGCCGACUCGGCCUCCAUGCUUUCACACGUGAGCGUUGAACGCGUCCCCACCCACUCUGCCCAUUCCGCACGGUCGGCCUUCUCGUCGGAACGGAGCAGCCUUCGCAGCUUCGAGACGGAGGGGACCGAUGACGAGCAUUGCGAUAAGAAGCCAAAGUUGCGAGGCAAGCAAUCCAUGCCCGGCAUCCACCCACAACCCAUCUAUGUCUCCGGGCGAUCCAAACGGAAGAUGCCUGUGCGCGAGAAGGGGGUCAAGGAGCCGCUGCACUUUAGCGUCGCCAAUGUCGCGAAAUGGCGGCCUACACAUAUCUUGCAUCCGAGCUCCAAGGGCAAAGAGGCAGCGCACGCACAGGAAUCUCACUGAGCUGCCCGGGUUGUCGCAGUGUGACGUGCAGAAUUUCUUUUAUUUGGUAUGAUUUUCCUGGGCUUAGAUUGGCAUCCUUACGCUUCCGGAGUUCUUGUGAAAAGCGAGGGAUGAUGAACGGAUACCCACAAGGCGUUUUGUGCUAUACCCCUUCAUCGCUGGGAUCGUGCCCCAAUUUCGUUUAUCCUGCUAUGAGAUUUCCGACAUUCUAGAGACAGCGUUGAGAGUCUCAUUACUUCGCUAUCCAUUUGGAUGCUUGUUUCUUUCUUAUCACUCAUGUUUUUGGCAUAUCUACACGGGAUAGACUGGGGAUCCAGCUUGCUUCUUCCCAGGCAGUCAGGUUGGGUGCAUGUAGCGCUUACGCGAAUGUAAGAAUAGGUCGCUUCCGUCAUAUCUAUGACUUUGAUAUCAACAAAGUCUCGAUAGCAUGACUCCAGGUCGGACUGACUUGUCAGAUUACUGCUACUCCUCACUUAUCGCACG